AUGUCCUACGAACACCCUGUCUACACAGCAAUCCGCAAGUACCGCUUCAUUCUGUGUUCGAGCUCCCCGCGGCGGAGGGACAUCCUCAGACAGAUUGGCUUCGAGCCGAUAGUCCGCAAGUCCAACUUCAAGGAGGACUUGGAUAAGGCCUCCUACGACGCCAGCCGCCUCGUCGACUACGUUGCCGACACUGCCUACCACAAGCUGCUCGACGUGCGGAACGCUCUGGGGCACGAAACUGCCUCCCCGCUGCUCCUGCUUUCCGCAGACACCGUGAUCAUCUGCAACGGCGAGAUCUUCGAGAAGCCCAGGAGCUACGAGGGGAACGUGGCGAUGCUCCAGCGGUUGCGGGCGGCGCAGGCCGCCGGCCACAAGAUCAACAUCGUCACCUGCGGCGUGCUCGUGAAGCUCGGCGACGGCGUCGUCGAGCAGGAGAGCCGCUUCCGGACGCAGACAGCGAUCCACCUCGUCGACGGCCUCACGGACGCCGCCAUCUGCAGCUACUGUCGCAGCGGAGAGGGUCUCGAGGUCGCCGGCGGGUUCAAGAUCCAGGGGCUCGGCGCCGUGCUCUUCGACGCCAUCGACGGCGACUUCUACAACUGUGUCGGGCUCCCGGCAAGCAGGGUCUUUGCGGAGAUCUGCUCGCUGGUGCUCGAGUGA
This is a messenger RNA of Pichia membranifaciens NRRL Y-2026, 660 nucleotides long. RefSeq lists its product as hypothetical. The transcript has a single exon. The record is from RefSeq and is a predicted model, not a curated record. NCBI's taxonomy places the organism in Eukaryota, Fungi, Ascomycota, Pichiomycetes, Pichiales, Pichiaceae. Gene Ontology annotation, molecular function: nucleoside triphosphate diphosphatase activity. The coding region runs from base 1 to 660 and encodes 219 amino acids.